GUGACACCACCCGGAAGUGACGCGUACGUCAAUAAGAAGCAGACACAAGCAACAGUGUGUAACGCAGCACAGUUCAUCCCUCUUUUAAUCUUUUAAAACAAAAAUACAACAUGUCUUCGGAUUUUGAAGCGUACGAGCAGGACUUUGGCACCCUCACCGCGGAAAUAACCAACAAAAUUGGAAGAAUACCGAAACUAGCCGGUGAGGAGAAGACACAGCUGGUUCUAAAUGUCGACAAACAGCUUGAAGAAGUCAGAGAGUUGCUCGAGCAGAUGGACCUGGAGAUUCGAGAGAUUCCUAUUCAGAGCCGAGGCAUGUACAACAGCCGUCUGAAGAGCUACAAGCAAGAGAUGGAAAAACUUGAGAAAGAUUUUAAAAGGUCACGUAUUGCCUACAGUGAUGAGGUGCGGAACGAGCUCCUGGGGGAUGAUGGGAGCUCCUCGGAGAGUCAGUUGAUAAAGUUACGUGAAGAGAGAGCACAUCUGUUGGACAACACAGAGAGGCUGGAAAGGUCAUCUCGGAGGCUGGAAGCUGGCUACCAGAUAGCGGUGGAAACCGAGCAAGUGGGACAGGAGAUCCUCAGCAACCUGCACAGUGACCGUGAGAAGAUACAGAGAUCCCGCGAUCGGCUGAGAGAGACGGAUGCUAACUUGGGCAAGAGCUCUCGGAUCCUGACCGGCAUGCUGAGAAGGUAAGAGGAAGGAUCAUUCAGAAUCGUAUCCUGGUCUUCAUCCUGGGUGCCAUCCUCUUCCUCACCAUCGUCUUGGCCAUCUAUUUCAAUUUGCGAGGGCACUGAUCUCCACUGACUGGCCCUAUGCCUGCAUGUGUGAGUGUGUACGAGCGUGUGUGUAAGAUUAAUAGUGACAAAAGCGUUGGGCUGGAGUAAUUAGGACAAAUUGUUCACAUGAAUCAUUCCUGGUGGGCAGUGACAGGGGGCCUCUCCUCGCUGCUCUCGAGCGGAGCGGGACUGUUCUCACCCUCUCUCCCCUUAUAUUUAUGCUGCGUCCAUUACUUUUAAAACUUACUGACCCAUAGACAAAACCCAACACGGAUGUGUGGACAUGAGGACCAUGAUGUGAACAUCAGAUGGAUGAAGAACAUGAAGACGAACAUCAACGUAUGUCAUAACCUGCAGUUUAAUGUUUAGUUUUCUUUUUCUCUAAAGCUACUAGUAAUAUCCCAUCCAUCAGGUGUAUGUGUGUGUGUGUGUGUGUGAGCCGUACACACGGCAAGGCCCCCGGUGCAGUACCAUUUAGCACAUGGUGCAGAAUCACACACUACACACAGCCCAAAGGUCAUGCGCCCGUCUCUCAGUCCCCCUUCAUCCAGGAUUAGUAGCUUCUCACGCUGUUCCUCUAAGGUCAGCAAAGACCUCGCAUGUGUUUAGGUAAACCAGCGGGACUGCUUUGAACAAGAAAACAUCCAUGUCCACUUUUACCUUUACUAAUCAAAUCUGACAGCAUGAUAGUAACUGUAGUCAGUCGUACUAAUAAGAAAUGUUUCUUGUAUUUAUUUGUCGUUUCAGAUGAAUUGUGAUGUUUUUUUUUGUUGUUUUUUUUUGCUGUAACUUUCUUUCGAUUUAUCUGGAAUUUGUUUUAGCCAUUAGUAUUUGACAUUAAAAUUAUAUUAUUUGUUUACUGUACAAUGCUGUUGCAAAUGUGCUUCAUUGUUCCUAUAGGGGGACCAACUAGCAAGCUUCAAUAUUGAAAUAUGCAAAAUUUGUGAGUCUGCUCCAGGCUUUCACCUGCUGGUUGAGUAUUAGACUAUGAGAGAGAAGGUAAAAAUGACUGUGUACUAAUAGUACAGUUCAUUUCUGUUAGUUUAUCUGAUUUUUAUGUGAGAUGAGAUGAUUCCUUUGUAUUUUUUCACAUAUUUAUGUGUUUAUUGCCAUGAACUCCGGCUCAUUUUUGCUGUCUAAUGCAUACGUAGGCAGUUGACAUCUAAGGAUGCUUAAAUUAAACCUUGUAAAUGACUGAUACAAAACCGUCUACAUAAUCAGCAACUUUAAACUCAUAGGAGCCUAAUAACAAGCUAAGCUAAUAAGGGAUAGUUCACCCAAAAGUACAAAAUUCUGUCAUUAAUUACUCAUCAUCAUGUCGUUCAAAACCUGUGAA
This is a messenger RNA of Cyprinus carpio (common carp), 2114 nucleotides long. RefSeq names its product vesicle transport through interaction with t-SNAREs 1A (gene vti1a). The record is from RefSeq and is a predicted model, not a curated record. Gene Ontology annotation, cellular component: late endosome membrane; endoplasmic reticulum membrane; Golgi apparatus. Gene Ontology annotation, molecular function: SNARE binding; SNAP receptor activity. Gene Ontology annotation, biological process: retrograde transport, endosome to Golgi; intra-Golgi vesicle-mediated transport; vesicle fusion with Golgi apparatus. Lineage: Eukaryota; Metazoa; Chordata; Actinopteri; Cypriniformes; Cyprinidae.